GUUACUUUAUGGAUUUGCUGCUGUUUAUCGAUAUCUCCACCUCCUAAUCUUUCAAAUCCCAGAAACCAAAGAGACCCGCCUUUCCCUUCACUGGGUCUCGUUGAACGGGACCUCCCACACUUUGUAGCUGACUCCCAGCCCAUAUCCCCGAAUCAGUACGAUCUUCUGGAGAAGUCUGACCAUCAGCCUCCCGGCGGCGGACCUCCGUUAUCGUGGGCGGUCAGUAGGACUCGCCAUCUCUUAAAAUCCCAUGUCCUCGUCUGAAUCUCCAGGAUACCCCGCCCCAGCCCAGGGCCUAACCGCAGUCCUUCCCCUAGAGAAGGUGUUUCCAAUUCAAAUUGGGUCUGAACUGUUCAGGCUAUCUGGUGCAUCUAUCUCCUCGGAUGCACCCUCAUACUUCUCCCAGUUUUUUGAGGAGCAGCUUCGACAGAAUGGAGACAGUUCCGCCGUGAGAACGCUUUACAUAGACCGGGAUCCAGAUACGUUUCGUGACAUCUUAAAGCACCUUCAAGGGUAUUACAUACGGCCGCGGGAUAAUUCGCAUUUCGUUAAACUGUUUGCGGAUGCCCAAUUUUAUAGCUUACCGCGGUUGAUAUCCCAGCUGUUUGAAUGCGAGAUCUUCAUCCAGAUCGGGGACCGCCACUUUGAAAUUCCACGCGAUAUAUUCUCGAGUCCCGGCGACUCCCCUAAUUUCUUCUCUCUGGGCUUUGCGGUUUUCUUUGCAACACCGGGAGAGGUGUUUCCCGGCCUGGAACGCCGAGGACUGCUUCGACCCCCCGCGAUAACGCCUCCAAUUGUGAGCAGUCGUUCUGGUGAAGUGUUCGCAGAACUAUUGCAUAUGCUGCGAGGAUAUCCUAUCCACAUUCGAAGUGAGGAGCAUCGAGCAGAGCUUUUGCGUGACUGUCGAUAUUUUCAUCUGCGGGGGCUGGAGCAAAAGCUCAUCCCUCACCACAUCAGCUACAAUAUUGAGCGCCAGCGGUCAGAAAUUGUGAUCCGCCUUGAGGAUAUCCGUCCGUCUGGGGUGCAGGUUACUCCUGAUCAUCAUGAUCAUCACUCUCCACAGAACCCACAUGCAAUGUUUGGUGGAUGGGUGCAGUAUGCUCGUCCAUUUGUCGACGAUAAGCAUUAUGAGCUGAUUAUUGAGAUUGGCGGAGAGGACACACGGGUCGACUUGGCGACACAACGUGUUGAAUUCUACGGCUCCACCGAAGCGAGGAUGUCGAGUCUUUUACAGGUCAUCGCGAACAAAACGAAUCUCCAAGGCACGCUGAAAAAGGGAGCGGAAAGCAGGAGCAGGUCUAGCACACCCGGAAGCAGUUUACCCAGUCCGUGCGUCUUCAUAAUGCAACUAGACUCGGAAACAGAUAUUGUCCUAGACGGUGAACGCUAUGAGCCACCGUGCAGCGGUGCAGCUUGGAAUUAUUCCCACGAAGAACCUGCAUAUACAUCAAAUUCUACUAGAGAUGGCAGUGAGGGCCUUCGAAACCUGGGUGUCAUCCAGACGGGACUCGUGGAUAUCAAACCGCCCAAUCUCCAGCAGAGCGAUGGGGGCGAGAGUCGCCAGUUAGGAAGCAGGGAAACGCGGUUUCACGCAGCGCUGGAGGCGACCAUGCCCGAUAUGUAUGCCCCUCCCGGCACGCAGAUUCUGGCUGGAGAGCCUCCGCUUAAGCGGAAGCGAGGUGAUAGUGAAUACAGCGGCGGCGAGUGGACGGUUCACAAGGCGCAUUGGAGAUUGAGAGUACAGGCACGUAACGAUGCGGGAGGUGUGGAGCUGAUUCUCAUUGCUCUCAAGUUGGAUGGGUCUACACGGCAGCGGUCAAGGAACGUGCGCAGGCGAUUUCUGGGCUCCGAUUAG
Molecule: messenger RNA, 1855 nt
Organism: Coccidioides posadasii C735 delta SOWgp
Lineage: Eukaryota; Fungi; Ascomycota; Eurotiomycetes; Onygenales; Onygenaceae
Biological process (GO): protein homooligomerization
Source: RefSeq, a predicted model, not a curated record